Aspergillus pseudotamarii is the source of this 1041-nucleotide messenger RNA. RefSeq lists its product as uncharacterized. The record is from RefSeq and is a predicted model, not a curated record. The transcript has 6 exons. NCBI's taxonomy places the organism in Eukaryota, Fungi, Ascomycota, Eurotiomycetes, Eurotiales, Aspergillaceae. Bases 1 to 1041 code for a protein of 346 amino acids.
AUGGGUGUAUCCAUUGCCAUCGCGGUCGUCCAAAUUAUGGUGGUCAUUGCUCGGUUCUAUGCCCGCUAUUUACAGAGAGUCGCCUACGCCGUCGAUGACUACCUAAUUAUACUCUCUUUGAUUGCCAGCCUAGGACAGUCAGCGUUAUACAUAGUCUUGCUAAAGAUUGGUGGGCUGGGCUAUCAUCUCGAAUACGCUAUGCAGACUCCCGAGAAACUCGUUAAUCUUCAAAAGGGACUCGUUGCAAACCAAAUUCUCGAUUUCCCUUUUACCGUGACCCCCGCGAAGAUUUCGAUCCUUCUCUUUUACAUUCGCAUCUUCAGCACGCCGAAGUUCCGCAUGAUAGCCUAUACGGUUGGUUUUAUUGUCCUAGGCCACGGGAUCGGGGUCUUUUUCGCGGCGAUAUUCCAAUGUUCCCCUGUGCAGUAUGCAUGGGAUAAGACCCUUGAGGGUGGAUCGUGCUUUGACCAACAGGCGUUCUAUCGCUAUGUCUCGCCUCCGAAUAUCCUGACAGAUGUCUUGAUCUUGGUCAUGCCCAUGCCAUUUGUUUGGAAACUUCAUACACGAAUGACACAGAAACUCGCACUGACGGGUGUCUUCCUACUUGGAGGAUUGGGGACUGUCGCAAGCAUUUUGCGCAUGACUAUCUUCUUCCAGGAGAAUGCUCUUACUGACCCAACCUGGGCAUCGGUUAACCUAGGUAUCUGGACCGUACUGGAAGCAGGCAUCAUUAUCAUUUCGGCUUGUCUCCCUUCUAUCUGGCCGUUAAUCGUUCGGAUUCUACCACGCAGAUUGGUGAGCAAACACUCCUCCAAGGCCCGAGGUCACCGGUACACCGCUAGCAAUGUCAAGGCGAAUGUAGGUGAUGGCUUCUCCCGGCUUGGGGAGAACGCCACUGGGGAGACGGACAAGUGGCCCCUCGACGCGAAUCCCCUGCACGAGAGCCAACCUGCAUCUAUACACGGUCAAGGACUAGUGAAGGGUGACAGCAUAUCACUACGGAGUCUGAAUGAGACCCGACAGGAGCCGCGAUAUUCAUGA